Ilex paraguariensis (yerba mate) is the source of this 288-nucleotide messenger RNA. Lineage: Eukaryota; Viridiplantae; Streptophyta; Magnoliopsida; Aquifoliales; Aquifoliaceae. The record is from the annotation of a GenBank genome assembly.
AUGCGACAGGAAGAAGUGGCAUUUGGAAGUGUUGCCGACUUAACAUUUAGGUUUUGGCAUAACAAAGCUUGCACUAUCUUUUCACACUUAGGCGCACGGCGUGCCAUUGUGUUUCGUCUAGUUCGAAGCAUUCCUGGUGAGCUUGAGAUGUCGAUAUUGGUUGGGCAUUAUAGCGAUCAGAGUGGGGAGAAUAGGCCGAAUAUUAGGUACGCGGAAGGGGACCUUGCUAGUGAAAAGAAGGGCAAGCAAGGGAAGUGCGAGCUAACUAAUGGCAAGGGCCGGAGAUAG